Venturia canescens is the source of this 872-nucleotide messenger RNA. RefSeq lists its product as uncharacterized. The record is from RefSeq and is a predicted model, not a curated record. Gene Ontology annotation, molecular function: sequence-specific DNA binding. The transcript has 2 exons. Bases 114 to 779 code for a protein of 221 amino acids. Lineage: Eukaryota; Metazoa; Arthropoda; Insecta; Hymenoptera; Ichneumonidae.
UAACAUAAAUACGGUGACGAAAUCUGACGAAGGACACAAGAGACGAGAAGGCGGUGUGAUACGAAGCACGCGGUGCGAUUAGUAAACAAACGAACUCCCGGCGAGUCAGAACAAUGAAACGCAAGUGUUGUGUCCCUUCGUGCAAUUCAUCGGAGAAGUGUACCGUUUGCCAAGUUAGUCUUUCGUAUUUCAAGAUACCGAAGGAUUUUUCAUUGUUGAAAAAAUGGGAAAUUGCCCUUGGUCUAAAAGAUCAAGGCUUAUCGUCACGGGAUCGGAUUUGCAGUUCGCACUUUAAGAAAGGCGAUAUUCUUACGAAGAGAUUCAUCAGCACGAAGCGUCCGAGUACGAACAGCAAGAUUAUUUAUGAAGUUUCUAAACUCGAGAGAGAUAGCGUUCCUGCCUUGUUUUUUCUUGAUGUGAAACGAUGUUGCCACAAAGGAAACAAACAACCGCCGUCAACAACGAACGAAACCCCGCGUUCCUUGGAAUGCUUGGAAGGACCACUCGGCACCUCAGCGACUGUAACUUCGCUGAGCGAAGAUACCGAUGAUAGUUCUGACGAAGAGCAGCACGAAAAACGACACUUACGACCUACUCGACGAGACUAUCGGUUGGUAGCACAAAGAGUCCAAUAUCGUUCGAGACGUCGUCAAAUACGAGCGUUUCAAGAAUUGCGUGCGAAAUGGUUGGCUAAGAGCAAAACUCUGGAAAAACAAACUCGUCUCCUCGAGAAAAGGAUUCACGAACUCGUAGAAGUUCAAACUUCCGAUAUUGAAUAACUCACUACUUUUAACUUUUUCAUUUUUUUAAAGGAUUUUUAUUGGAAGGUUUGAAAAAAAUCUGAAUAAAUUAACAAACAAAAUGACCUAGUA